AUGGGGGAGAAAAAACCUGAAGCCCUGAAAAUGAAGCGGGAAAUUGGUUUGACUGGAGCUGUAGCGCUGGUAUCAGGAACUAUGAUCGGAUCUGGUAUCUUCAUGUCCCCACAGUAUAUACUGACUGACAUGGGAAGCCCUGGAGCAAGUCUGGUGAUAUGGGCUCUCUGUGGAGUUGUAGCUGUGUUUGCAGCAUUGUCCUAUACCGAGCUUGGGACAGUCAUUCCUGAAUCUGGUGGGGAGUUUGUGUACAUACUGAAAAUCUACGGUCCAUGUCCUGCUUUCUUUCUAGCAAUGAAUUAUAUGCUGAUUCAGCAGCCGUUCAGCCAUGCAGGACAAUCAAUUAGCAUUGCAGAAUAUGUUCUUGCAAUCUUUUACACCGACUGCCAUCCUCCUCAGCUGGCGGUAAAGUGUGCUGCAGCUGUGGCUUUACUAAUUGUAGCUACAGUCAACAUCUUGAAUGCCCGGAUUGCCGUCAGAAUCCAAGUGGUCUUCUUGAUGGCGAAAGUGAUAGCAUUGAUAUUCAUCAUAACUGGAGGAAUUGUGGAGCUCAUGCAGAGCAGCAGUGUCAUCGCCGAAAAUCUUAAAAUUGAGAAUGCAUUUAAAGGCACUCAGUUCUCUUUGAGCACUCUAGGAAUGGCUUUUUAUCAAGGACUCUGGUCUUAUGCUGGCUGGAACAACUUGAACUGCGUCACUGAGGAGCUCAAAAGACCAGAGGUGAAUCUUCCCAGGGCAGUUGUGGUGUCCAUCUCUCUUGUGACUGGCUUGUAUCUGCUGGUAAAUGUGAGCUACCUGACAGUAAUGACUUCCAAAGAGCUCAUGUCCUCCAGUGCAGUUGCAAUGACGUGGGGGAAUAAGGUGUUGGGGAGCUGGGGCUGGAUCAUGUCUAUGGCUGCAGCCUUGUCUGCUUUUGGUUCAUUGAAUGGGUCUUUCUUCACUGGUAGCCGUGUGUGCUUUGUUGCUGCCAGGGAAGGACACAUGCCAGAUAUUCUGUCCAUGGCUCACGUCCACAGACUGACUCCAUCUCCAGCACUGAUCUUUACCACUGCAAUCUCUCUGCUGGUGCUGAUCCCUGGAGACUUCAAGAGUAUUAUCAACUUUUUCAGUUUCACUGCCUGGUUUUUCCAUGCCAUCGUCCUGUCUGGACUUCUCUAUCUCAAGAUUAAGAAACCAGAGCUCCCCCGGCCGUACAGGGUUCCCAUUAUACUCCCCAUACUGGUCUUCAUUGUGGCGAUAUUCCUUGUACUGGCACCCAUCGUAGACAAUCCUCAGAUUGAAUACCUCUAUGCAACUUUAUUUCUCUGCAGUGGAGCUUUUAUUUACAUACCCUUCAUCCAUUACAAGCUCUGCCCGGGGCUGUUGAACAAGUUAACAGUGUUCCUGCAGCUGUUCUUAGAGGUCGCCCCAGCAGAGAAAAACCUGUGAUUUGGGCAAAAGAAAAAGGUGUUUUCCAGUUUUAUUGCUUGUGCUUCAAUAAAAACUUAGUAUUACCUCCAAAUUUGACUGUCUUUGAAUUUAAGUAAUCUGAUAUAUAUAUGUAUAUUGAAUAUGAAUAUAUUGUCCUCCACAGGUGCAUUAAGCGCCGCUGUAUUUUUCUCGUUGUUAGUCAAUUUAGAGAGCAC
Molecule: messenger RNA, 1622 nt
Organism: Centropristis striata (black sea bass)
Lineage: Eukaryota; Metazoa; Chordata; Actinopteri; Perciformes; Serranidae
Product: b(0,+)-type amino acid transporter 1-like
Exons: 6
Coding region: 1-1425 (474 amino acids)
Biological process (GO): amino acid transmembrane transport
Cellular component (GO): membrane
Molecular function (GO): L-amino acid transmembrane transporter activity
Source: RefSeq, a predicted model, not a curated record